UGUAUAAAUCCACUCGUUCUUCCAUUUCAGACACAUCAUCACAAAGAGAAAUUUGCCUACACAAAUUGAUGAUAGUUUGAUUACAGAUUUCUUGAGAAAUGGCGUGUGUGGAUAGUAUUAACAAUAACAGUCUUAUAGCAGAAAUGCAAGAGUCCAGUAUCAAUCCAGACAAAUUGAACUACGAGAUUUUUUCGAUUUUGGAAUCAAAGUUUCUCUUCGGUUACGAAGAUAGGAAACUUUGGAUUCCAAAACAAAUCUCUCCGGUCAUUGAACAACCAAACGCCGUUGUCAACGACGGUGACGAUGUUCAGACCUUAAAAUACCAGAGAGGUAAAAUCUGCAUUCUCAGCAUCGACGGCGGUGGAAUGCACAACAUAAUAUCUGGUAAAGCGAUUUCGUAUCUGGAAAUGGCGUUGAAGGAUAAGUCGGGGAAUCCGGCAGCCAGGAUAGCGGAUUAUUUUGACGUUGCUGCCGGCACUGGCUUCGGAGGAAUUUUCACGGCGAUGCUUUUUGGUACUAAAGAUCAGAACCGGCCUCUUUUUGACGCUGAAGACACGUGGAAGUUCCUCGCAGCGGAAGGGAAAAAAUUCUACCGCACAUGUCAGUCCAAGCCUAAUUUCUUCAAGAGAGUGUUCAAUAGAAAUGGCGGCGGAGGAAAUACCACCACAAGUUCAGCAACGGCGGAUCUGGAAAAGAUGAUGAAGCAGGCGUUUACGGAUGAGAAAACAGGGCGGAGUUUAACGUUGAAGGACACGCUAAAACCAGCUUUGAUUUCGUGCUAUGACCUCUCCAGUACGGCGCCGUUUUUGUUCUCCCGAGCGGAUGCUUUAGAAACGGACAGCUACAACUUCAACAUAUGGGAGGUAUGCUUGGCGACGUCGGCCGUACCGGGCAUUUAUGACCCGGUUUGCAUGAAAUCGGUUGACGGAAUGAACCGUUGCAUCGGUGUGGACGGGGGACUGACCAUGAACAAUCCAACUGUGGCAGCUAUUACGCACGUGAUUCAUAACAAAGAGGAGUUUCCAUUUGUUCGAGGAGUCGAAGACGUCUUGGUACUUUCAAUAGGUACUGGUGGCCAGCUGUUAGAACGUAGUUUCGAGUUUGAGCAAGUCAAGAAAUGGAAGGCUGAGGAUUGGGCUCGACCUCUAGCUAGGAUUUCUGGCAACGGCUCGGCCGAGUUGGUUGAUCACGCUGUUGCUAUGGCCUUUGGUCAGAACCAGAGCAGUAAUUACGUCCGUAUUCAGGUAUUUUCUCGUUUCUAUCUAAGUUUGAAAAGUUUGCUUGUACAAAAAUACACAAAUUCUAAAAUAAAUAUAAGAGACAUGGUAUGGGACUAACGUACCCAGUUGGAUAUUUUGGGGCCAUGCAAUUUAUUGUAGGGAAGUGUGAAGAUUAGUGAAGGAGAGGCCGCCAAACUGCCAACCCAAAAGUAGACUGUUAGAUAUUGACAUAGUAUGCCCAGACCAGACUCUGUUCUCCUGCUGUUUUUAUUACCUACAUCU
Messenger RNA from Olea europaea var. sylvestris, 1502 nucleotides. RefSeq names its product patatin-like protein 6. The transcript has a single exon. Bases 99 to 1337 code for a protein of 412 amino acids. Gene Ontology annotation, biological process: lipid metabolic process. The record is from RefSeq and is a predicted model, not a curated record. NCBI's taxonomy places the organism in Eukaryota, Viridiplantae, Streptophyta, Magnoliopsida, Lamiales, Oleaceae.